Schizophyllum commune H4-8 is the source of this 2077-nucleotide messenger RNA. Its product is annotated as Amidophosphoribosyltransferase. The transcript has 7 exons. The record is from RefSeq and is a predicted model, not a curated record. NCBI's taxonomy places the organism in Eukaryota, Fungi, Basidiomycota, Agaricomycetes, Agaricales, Schizophyllaceae. Gene Ontology annotation, molecular function: amidophosphoribosyltransferase activity. The coding region runs from base 1 to 1695 and encodes 564 amino acids. Gene Ontology annotation, cellular component: cytoplasm. Gene Ontology annotation, biological process: purine nucleotide biosynthetic process; purine nucleobase biosynthetic process.
AUGACGGACCUUCCGCGCGGCGUUCUCUCCUCUCUGGGCUCCCCCCUCGACGCCUUGUGCGGUAUACUCGGCGUACUUCUGCACGACGCGGGGGUCGAUGUGGCGCCCGAGAUCUGCGAGGGCUUGUCCCUCUUGCAGCAUAGGGGUCAGGAUGCCUGUGGGAUCGUGACGUGUGGUGCGAAGGGACGGUUCUACCAAUGCAAGGCGAAUGGCAUGGUUCGCGAUGUAUUCGACACGAACGCGGUCUCGAAGCUCCAGGGUGGAAUGGGUGUGGGACAUGUUCGCUACCCUACGGCGGGUAGCUUCAACAACGCAGAGGCCCAGCCCUUCUACGUGAACUCCCCCUACGGCAUCGUCUUCGCGCAUAAUGGCAACCUCAUCAACACCGCGUCCCUCUUGCACUUCAUGGACGCCGAGGCGCACCGUCACAUCAACACCUCCUCCGACUCCGAGCUCCUCCUCAACAUCUUCGCGAAUAACCUCCAGCAGACGGGCAAGUUCCGCAUCAACGAGGAGGACAUCUUCACCGCGCUCGGCAAGAUGAUGAAGCAAGUGAAGGGCGCGUAUGCGUGCGUCGCCUUGCUCGCGGGCUUUGGGAUCAUUGCAUUUCGGGAUCCCAAUGGCAUCCGGCCGGUGGGGAUGGCGUCGCGGAAGUCGGCGACGACGAGCGGGAUGGACUACAUGUUCACGAGCGAGAGCGUGGUCGCAGACGCGGGCGGGUACAGCGGCUACGAGGACGUGAAGCCCGGCGAGGCUGUCAUCAUCACUCGCAACUCGGUCUCGAGGCGCCAGGUGGCGGAGCCCGCGACGUUCGCACCCGACAUCUUCGAAUACGUCUACUUCGCUCGUCCGGAUUCGGUCUUGGACGGUGUCAGCGUGUACCGCAGCCGUAUGGCGAUGGGCGACGCGCUGGCGAUGGAGGUCGAAAGGGUGCUGAAGGAGAAGAACAUUGAGAUCGAUGUUGUCAUUCCGGUCCCUGAUACGUCAAGGACAGCCGCCUUGAAUCUGGCGCAGAAGCUGAACAUUCCUUACCGCGAAGGCUUCAUCAAGAACCGCUACGUGGGACGGACGUUUAUCAUGCCUGGACAGCAGAUGAGGAAAAAGAACGUGCGGAGGAAGUUGAAUGCGAUGGCGUUGGAGUUCUCUGGCAAGAAUGUCCUUAUUGUCGAUGACUCCAUCGUUCGUGGUACGACCUCGAAGGAGAUUGUACAAAUGGCAAAAGAUGUCGGCGCGAAGCAAGUCAUCGUUGCCAGCUGCGCGCCACCCAUACGAUACUCGAACGUUUACGGAAUCGACAUGCCCUCCCGCAUCGAGCUCGUCGCCCACGACCGCAACGAGGAGGAAAUCGCCGCCCACAUCGGCGCCGACCACGUUAUCUUCCAAAAGCUUCCCGACCUCAUUCGCUCCGUCAGCCAGUUCAACCCCGCGCUCACCACCUUUGAUUGCUCCGUCUUCACCGGCGAGUACGUGACCGGCGGUGUCGACGAGGGCUACCUUGCGCACCUCGAGGGCCUGCGCGCGGACAACGUGCGCAGCAAGGCGCAGUUUGGGAACAUCGGCGCGCUGGAGGGCAAGGGCGGCGGCGGGACGGCGAACGUGAACGGCCUGUCCGAGAGCAAUGCGGGCAGGUCCUGCAGUGGCCCGAUGAACGGUGCGGACGACAACCUGGGGCUGCACAACAGCUGGAACGCAUGACACGGGUUGUAGAGCUGGCAGACGAUGGAGAGGCAGAGCGGAGCAGACGUGUCAUCCUAUUUCUUAUUUACCUAAACUAAUGUAGAGUGCUGUCGCGUAUGUCGUCUGUAGAAUCAAAGUGUACAUUUAGAGCAUAGCGCAGGUCGAGGCAUGUGAGGAAGACGAGGUGAGGAUGAGGGCCUGAAUCGUAUGUCGGACAAAGCAUGGAGACCGGAAACCAAUAGAUAAUGACCUUUACAGGGUACUGGCAAGCGCGUCGCCGGCACGGUGUGUACAAAGUCCAAUGCGGAGGGAACUAUACACGGACAAAGGGUAGCUCGGUGAACGAAAAGUAUCGCAAUUACUGAGGUUUGGUGUCCUCGUGUUGUUGCUCAUGGUGCUG